Linum trigynum is the source of this 345-nucleotide messenger RNA. The record is from the annotation of a GenBank genome assembly. Lineage: Eukaryota; Viridiplantae; Streptophyta; Magnoliopsida; Malpighiales; Linaceae.
AUGACGAGCAGCAAGCAAGAGGCAGCGACGAGAAGACACAACGGAGAGCGGCAAGCAAUACGUCGCCGAAUGAAGGAAGUCCCAAGAGCGAGAUCGAGAUGGGGAUUGAAGGAGGCGAUAAGCGAAGAGGAAGGGCUUGACGAUGCGAUUCACCACCAUCUCCUCCUCGUUUCUCCUCAACGAAUCGGCCGUCGGCGAAUCGGACAGGAAGGAGGCUAUUGGCUGGCCACUCGACUUUUUCUCAUCUUCGCCAAGCCUCCGCUGCAAUUGGAAAUGGAAGAGAGAUCGAGGGAAAGACAGCCGCUGAGAAGAGGUGCUGCUUCUCGCAGAGGUGCGGCUGCGUGA